Triticum dicoccoides is the source of this 1825-nucleotide messenger RNA. RefSeq names its product amino acid transporter ANT1-like. Gene Ontology annotation, biological process: amino acid transmembrane transport. Bases 164 to 1426 code for a protein of 420 amino acids. Lineage: Eukaryota; Viridiplantae; Streptophyta; Magnoliopsida; Poales; Poaceae. Gene Ontology annotation, cellular component: vacuolar membrane. The record is from RefSeq and is a predicted model, not a curated record. Gene Ontology annotation, molecular function: L-amino acid transmembrane transporter activity. The transcript is spliced from 3 exons.
UCCAGAAAGCUCCAACGUGAUCCCAUCCCGCUCACCAUCCACGGACCACGGUAGUACAACGACUGCUCCUCCUCUCGUUCCCUCGUGCGCCAAACCAGAUUCCAAAAUCAGCUCCGCUACUUCUCUUGUCUCUGCGUCGCCGCCGCCACGGUUGUUGCUGCGGAUGGCUGAGGCGAAGGGGGCGGCUGCGCCGCUGCUGGCGCGGGAGGAUGGGAGACGGCGUGGAGGCUGGGGAGGAGCAACCUGGGCGCAGACGCUGGGCAACGUGGUGGUGUCCAUUGUGGGCACGGGGGUGCUCGGCCUGCCCUACGCCUUCCGAGCCGCCGGCUGGGUCGCCGGAUCCCUCGGCGUCGCCGCCGCCGGAUUCGCCACGCUCUACUGCAUGCUCCUCCUGGUGGACUGUAAAGAUAAAUUGCAGGAGGAAGAAACUGAUGAACCAAAGAAUUAUACAUAUGGAGAUUUUGGUGAGAAGUGCUUUGGGACUAUAGGUCGGUGCUUGACGGAAAUUCUCAUUCUUAUCUCACAAGCGGGUGGUUCUGUAGCUUACCUAGUAUUCAUUGGUGAAAAUCUGCAUUCCGUGUUUAGCCAGUCGAUGUCACCAGCUGGCUUCAUCUUUGCCGUCCUAUUGCCUGUGCAAAUCGCGUUGUCCUUCAUUCUUUCACUAUCCUCUCUUUCACCAUUCAGUAUAUUUGCUGAUGUGUGCAAUGUCCUAGCGGUGGCAAUGGUUAUCAGAAAAGAUCUUCAACUAAUUGAUCAUCCUUUUGCAAAUAGAAGUGCUUUUAAUGGAGUUUUGGCGAUACCUUUCGCUUUUGGAGUCGCGGUCUUCUGCUUUGAAGGAUUCAGCAUGACACUGGCACUAGAAUCAUCAAUGGCGGAACGUAGAAAGUUCCGUUGGGUGCUUUCUCAAGCAGUUGUGGGCAUCAUAGUUGUGUAUGCAUGUUUUGGAGUAUGUGGGUACUUGGCCUAUGGUGAGGCUACCAAGGACAUCAUAACACUUAAUCUUCCCAAUAGUUGGUCAUCUGCUGCUGUUAAGGUUGGCCUAUGCAUUGCACUAGCAUUCACAUUCCCAGUUAUGAUGCACCCGAUUCACGAGAUUGUGGAGACAAGGCUCAGAUCAAGUGGAUGCUUCCAGAAGCUCUCCCACGGGGUUCCUGGUGCCGAGUGGCUAGGCCUGCACUCGAGCCGCAUCAUCAUGGUGACUAUUUUAACUGUGAUGGCAUCCUGCAUACCUGCAUUUGGGUCCUUCGUCUCCUUUGUUGGGUGCACCGUCUGUGCGCUGCUCUCCUUUGUGCUACCUACCUUCUUCCACCUCAACAUCGUAGGAUCGUCAAUGAGCCUAUGGAGAAGAGUGCUGGACUACGGCUUCCUUCUGUUUGGCCUUGGUUUUGCUGGUUAUGGAAUAUUCACUGCUCUCUCGUCACACUGACUGAUGAAGUAAUGACAAAAUGUCCAAGAUCUGCAAAUUAGGGUUUAUUUCUUCGGAAGACGUGUCUGGAGAGAAAUAUCUGCUGCCCUGGGAUAACAUGCAUCAAAUUGAGAAGACUUUCAUACUCAGCUGAUUAUCCCCUGCCUUGGUUUGAUUUGUUAGGUGGUGGUGUACUUUAUAUGUAUCUUUACCUUUCGUAUCAUUUUUUUAAAAUGUAUUCAUAGGAGGCAACAUGAUGUUUAUCGUGAUUUGGUUGUGAUCCUUAUCUGUCUGUUGUCAGGAUUUCUGUUUUUGAGUCUGAUAGUUCAUACAGAUGAUAAGGAAGCACAUGGGUCCAUCAAUGCUAUUGUCCAUGUGAAGCUGCAGAGCAAAGAAAAUACUCACCAAAUCUACUGUUCA